Messenger RNA from Arachis ipaensis, 1574 nucleotides. RefSeq names its product putative MO25-like protein At5g47540. The record is from RefSeq and is a predicted model, not a curated record. Gene Ontology annotation, molecular function: protein serine/threonine kinase activator activity. Gene Ontology annotation, biological process: intracellular signal transduction. Lineage: Eukaryota; Viridiplantae; Streptophyta; Magnoliopsida; Fabales; Fabaceae.
UUGACUACUUGGGUAGGCCAAGGAACGAAAAAAGAGAAGAAAAGGGAAAGAAACUAGACACGUGUGAGGGCAAAAGUGUAAAUUAAAACGAAGUAUCUUUGAUCAUCUCGAUUCUGUAGAGUAGUUGGGAGCAAACUGGAGAGAAGCACAAAACACAAUUAACAGAGUGAGGUCCAUAAUGUGGAAAGCAUGUUAGCGUCAUAGCAGAGGAGAAUCCAAUUUGGGAAUCGCAAACCCUAAUCGACUUACUCAUUUAGAAACAGGGGAAAAGGAAAAAUACAAAAAUAGGACUCUGCGUCUCAAAACCCAAAGGGGCCCGAAGGGGCUCUUCGCCGGAGGUGGUGGUUCGGUCGGAGCCGCCGCCGCCGCCGCCGCCACUACCUCCGGAUUCACCGAAGAUGAAGAGCCUCUUCAAGAACAAGCCUCGCACUCCCGCCGAUAUCGUUCGCCACACUAGGGAUCUUCUUCGCUCCCUCGAACGCGCUCCCGAUGUACGUGAUCCAAAGCGCGAUGACAAGAUGUCGGAGUUAUUUAAAAAUAUCAGGGAGCUGAAAUCGAUUCUUUAUGGAGACAGUGAAUCUGAACCUGUGGCAGAAGCUUGUGCGCAGUUGACUCAGGAAUUCUUCAAUGAAGACACACUGCGAGUACUUAUCAAGUGUCUCCCCAAAUUAAACUUGGAGGCUAGAAAAGAUGCUACUCAGGUGGUUGCAAAUUUACAGAGGCAACAGGUUCAGUCUAAGUUGAUUGCGUCUGAUUACUUGGAGAAAAACUUGGAUCUUAUGGAUAGUUUGAUAUCUGGCUAUGAAAACACAGACAUGGCCUUACACUAUGGUGCAAUGUUAAGGGAGUGCAUAAGACACCAGGUUGUUGCAAGAUAUGUUUUGGAUUCGCCAAAUAUGAAGAAGUUCUUUGACUACAUUCAACUGCCAAAUUUUGACGUAGCUGCAGAUGCAGCAGCAACUUUUAAGGAACUCUUGACAAGACAUAAAUCUACUGUAGCUGAGUUCCUUAACAAGAACUACGAUUGGUUUUUCGCUGAAUAUAACUCCAAGCUGUUGGAAUCUUCCAACUAUAUUACAAGGCGUCAAGCUGUGAAGUUGUUAGGAGAUAUGCUACUUGAUCGAUCAAAUUCAGUUGUAAUGACACGAUAUGUCAGCUCAAGAGACAACCUGAGGAUUUUAAUGAAUCUUUUAAGAGAGUCAAGCAAGAGCAUACAAACAGAAGCAUUUCAUGUUUUCAAGCUAUUUGUUGCAAAUCAAAAGAAACCAGCUGACAUCGUGGGCAUACUUGUUACAAACAGAAGCAAGCUUCUGAGGUUAUUGGGUGACUUAAAACUCGAUAAAGAGGACGAACAGUUUGAAGCUGACAAAGCACAAGUUAUGAAGGAAAUUGCUGCUCUGGAACCUAAGGAUCGCCCUUGAGCUUAAGAUAGUGUCAAGUGGCAGAUUGUGUUGUGGCAUUUUGCUUACUGAAAUGUCUCUUGCUAUAGUUUUUUAAGUGUCCAUCGACUUGAGACGAGCUCUUCACUCAAAUUUCAAUGAUUCCAUUCUGUAAUUUAAUUUCCAUUUUGUAAA